Molecule: messenger RNA, 726 nt
Organism: Magnusiomyces paraingens
Lineage: Eukaryota; Fungi; Ascomycota; Dipodascomycetes; Dipodascales; Dipodascaceae
Exons: 1
Coding region: 1-726 (241 amino acids)
Biological process (GO): siroheme biosynthetic process
Molecular function (GO): precorrin-2 dehydrogenase activity; protoporphyrin ferrochelatase activity
Source: RefSeq, a predicted model, not a curated record
AUGAACGUCCUACCCGGCGGGUCCCUCAUUAUCGCGUGGCAAGUUAAAAGCCGACCGGUUCUCGUAGUCGGCGGUGGAGAUGUCGCUUGCGGCCGUGUCUCAUCUUUGCUUUCUGCCGAUGCAGUUGUCACCGUUGUUGCUCCAGCCCUUCCUAACGACGAUCUGCGGGCUUACAUUGAGUCUCAUCCGACCAUCACCUACAUCAACAUCACUGUCACUCAAGACUCCAUCAAAGACUUGCUUUCUGGGCCAGAUGGACCUUUAUACUCUAUGGUUCUAACUGCCAUUGAUGCGCCGGAUAUCUCUCGUGCUAUUCACGCAGAAUGCAAGCGUGUUGGUAUCCCCGUCAAUAUUGCCGAUGUCCCGCCCUUGUGCGACUUUUACUUUGCCUCGACCAUCCGCCGUGGGCCUCUCCAAGUCGCUGUGUCAACUGGUGGUUCUGCCCCACGUCUUGCCCGUCGGAUCCGACUGGACAUUGAGCGCGGCGUUGAUUCCCUUGGUGAUAUCGAAAAAGCUAUUGAAAAUACAGCUGUUUUGCGCGCAAAGCUUCGUGUGCUGACCGACAAUAAACCCGAACUCCACAAAACUGAUCAGGAGAAGAUCCGCUCGCGAAUGCAGUGGAUGUCUCGCGUGUGCGAUUCCCUUUCGUAUACUCAGCUCGCCCAGCUCAAAGAAUCUCUCAUGGACACUAUGGUCAGCGCGUAUCCCAACGAUCCUAUUAUGUAA